UUUUCACAAGAAAAUAUGCGCACUAAGUCCACCCGACCAGCAGAGUUCCCUGUUGUCAAAACGAGUCAGUCCAGGCAUAAUGUGACUCUUGUCUAUUUCGCUUGCUGUGGUCGGCAACCGAUGUUAUGCUUUUAGGAAACACAAAUAUCUACUUAGAAGUUUGCCUAGAUUAUUGAUCCUGCAUGUCUAUGACUUAUUCCACCCGGGAACAUAAAGACACCGACACCAUAUACUUUUAAAAGUUUGUGAGAGAUCAUAACAUCAGACAUGGUGCUCCUCAUCUUCCUCAUAAAUCGGUCCUUAUGUAGGAUACCUGAUAAAAAUUGAAGGCAAGUCAACGACAUGGGCAACCAAGACAACUUGGAAGAUGUGUUUGUAGCUGUCGUUCGUCCAAAGAACCAUGUCAGUUUGAGCUCUAAGGAAUAUCGGGCUAAAGCCUAUGAGAUCCUGUUGAUAGAAGUUCCUUUGGAAGGAAAAGAGAAGAAACGGAAGAAGGUCUUACUGGCGACCAAAAUCCAAGCCAAUGGGGACACAGCCAGAUCCAUUUUGGAUUAUGUAGAAGAAAUGACUAAACCCAUAUCGAACAACAAGGGUUUUAUUGGAAAGCGUGUGGUGCACAUGAAGAAAUUCCAUCUCGAUGGUGACAAUGAAGGAAAAGAGGUCUCCCUCUUUUUUGUGCCAAUUAAUGUCAAAGAUAAUAGCAAGCCUAUCUACAACCCUGGGAGCCCUAGUUUUUAUUGCCUCCAGGAUAUCAUGCGUGUGUGUAGCGAGACCAGCGCUCAUUUCUCCUCCAUCACCUCAAAGAUGCUCCUGGCCUUGGACAAGUGGCUGGCAGAGAAGCACACCAUGCCUCACGCCAUUGCAGCUCUGUUCCGGCCCGCACCGGUGGACCGAAUCAAGACCAACGUGAGUAACCCUGCUUACACCAGCGAGGGCAAACCCAGUGAUGGGGAUUUGCACAUGGGCUACACCGCCUUAGAGAUCAAGAGCAAGAUGCUGUCACUGGAGAAGGCCGACAUGUGCAUUCAAAACCCUCUCUACGGCUCAGACCUGCAGUAUACCAACCGGGUGGACAAAGUUAUCAUCAACCCUUACUUUGGCCUUGGUGCUCCGGAUUACUCUAAAAUCCAGAUCCCUACGAGAGAAAAGUGGCAGCACGGCUCUAACAAUGCGACAGAGGAAAAGGAGCACCAGUGGGUGGAUGACUUCCCCCUCCACCGCAGUGCCUGUGAAGGUGACACAGAGCUGCUCACCAAGCUCCUGGAAAGUGGCUUCUCAGUCAAACAGCUGGACAGCGACGACUGGGCCCCCAUCCACUACGCCUGCUGGUAUGGUAAAGUGGAGGCGACAAAGCUACUGCUGGAGAAGGGAAACUGUAACCCCAACCUGCUGAAUGGCCAGCUGAGCUCCCUGCUGCACUUUGCAGCUGGAGGGGGCCACUCAGAGAUAGUACAGCUUCUGCUCCAGCAUCCUGAGAUAGACCGGCACAUAGAGGAUCAGCAAAGGAGAUCGCCCCUGCAAAUCUGUGAAGAGAACAAGCAAAACGAAUGGGAGGAGACAGUGAAACUCCUACAGCAAGCCAAUAACAAACCAUACGAGAAGGUGCGCAUCUACCGCAUGGAUGGCUCGUACCGCUCGGUGGAGCUGAAGCACGGCAACAACACAUCAGUGCAGCAGAUCAUGGAGGGCAUGCGGCUUUCCAAGGACACCCAGCAGUACUUCACCAUCUGGAUCUGCUCCGAGAACCUCAACCUGCAGCUGAAGCCCUACCACAAGCCCCUGCAGCACCUGCGUAUCUGGACAGAGAUCGUCACUGACCUCACUGUCCUGGACCCCCAGAGGGAGAACCCACAGCUCUUCCUCCGUAGAGAUGUCCGUCUGCCCCUCGACAUUGAGAAAAAGAUUGAGGACCCCCUGUCCAUCCUGAUCCUGUUUGAUGAGGCCAGACACUGCCUCCUCAAGGGCUUCUUCCCCUCCCCGGACAGUAAGCUGAUCACCCUGGCCAGCCUGCUGCUGCAGAUCAUCUACGGAAACUAUGAGAGCAAGAAGCACAAGCAGGGCUUCCUUAAUGAGGAAAACCUGAAAUCAAUUGUCCCAAUAUCCAAGGUGAAAAGCAAAGCACAUCAUUGGACAAGCAAGAUUCUUCAUGAGUAUAAGUGCUUCAGUAUGAGUGAGGGUGUGAGCAAAGAGAUGCACCACCUCCAGAGGCUCUUCCUGCAGAACUGCUGGGACAUCCCGACCUAUGGUGCCGCCUUCUUCACGGGCCAGGUCUUCACCAAGGCUAGCUCCAGCAACCACAAAGUCAUCCGCGUCUUCGUGGGUGUCAACACCAAGGGCCUGCACCUCAUGAACAUGGAGACCAAGGUACUUCUUAUCAGUCUGGAGUAUGGCUCUUUCAUGUGGCAGCUAGGGCACGCUGAUCAGUACUUUCAGAUUCACAGUCUGGAAAAUAAGAUGAAUUUCAUUGUGCACACCAAACAGGUAACUAUAGGACCUUUCCCAAGUAAUUCCAAUGGAUGUAUCUGUGAUUAUGUUGAAUCAAUGUGUUGUAGCCUGGAAAACAGUGCAGAUUGUAUGAUUUAUGAGAAAAUAUUUACCACAGCAUACAGCUCUAACUCUAGCUGAAGAGUUGAAUGUGGGCAAUAUUACACGAAAUUGCUUGUAUUCAUUGGCUCCUUCUCUUCUUUCCUCAAUAGGCUGGCCUUAUUGUUAAACUGUUAAUGAAGUUGAGUGGACAAAUGACUCCAAAUGACAGAAGUUUAACAGACAAGUAUGCAUAUGGUUGAUUCACCAUGUACUUUUCCCCCCCCAUUUGUUUUGCUUUCUUGUAUUGUAAUUUGCUUUUUUGAGGAAAAAGUAUUUUCACCAAUUACAUAGUUUUGUAUCACAAUAGAACAAGACAUGUUUCACAUUUGGUUUAUUUGAUAUUAAGAUUUCUGUUACAUUUGACAAAUUCUUACAUGCUGUAAUUUUUAUGGUUGUAAAUAAUGUGUAUUUAAUGAUUAAUUUGAAUAAAAUGAAUACUAUACGAGUGUAA
Molecule: messenger RNA, 3037 nt
Organism: Salmo salar (Atlantic salmon)
Lineage: Eukaryota; Metazoa; Chordata; Actinopteri; Salmoniformes; Salmonidae
Product: KRIT1, ankyrin repeat containing
Biological process (GO): negative regulation of angiogenesis; regulation of establishment of cell polarity; cell redox homeostasis
Cellular component (GO): cytoskeleton; plasma membrane
Molecular function (GO): protein binding
Source: RefSeq, a predicted model, not a curated record